AAUUUUAUGCUCUAUUGCUCAAGGUCAUUUCCAAGCUCGAAAACAAAAUAUGAUUUAUACCGAUUAUCAGAUGAUCUCACUUCUGCAGCAAAACAAACAUUCUGAGAAAAAAAAGAGUGAGGUCUAAAUGUUACCAUUUCCGCUGAUUAUUGAUAAAUUGGAAAAUCGCCAACUCCACCCAAAUUAACAAUUGAAAUUUUCGAAUGAAAAAAAAAUCCAUUAUCACUUAAUGGAACUUGUAAAUUUGAAACAUUUUGCCAAAUUCCAUCUCACAGUAUAGGUAAUUUAUUCUCGUACAUAUCACUUGAUAAAGGUAUGAUCAGUUUCGAUAUCAACGGACAGCCGAAAAGUCCAGACAAAUUAUGCAACGAUGGAAGCAUUCCAAAUUCAUAUUCAAGAACGAUAUUACUAUAACAAGUUUUUCUCAAGUAGUAAAUUACCUACACUUCACGAGCUAGUUUGUAACCGCAGGGCAAACCUACACGUGCAUCUUAUGUCUACGCAUCCAUAUCUUAUAUACUUAAUUAUGCAUUUAAUAUACACAAAGUAACAAAUGAAUAAACACAAAUAGAUAUUGGGUAGUAAACGUCGCGAAACACUUCUUCACGAUGAUAUUACACCAGUCAGUGAUAACCUUUUUAUCUGAAACUGAUAGUUCAGUGAGCAGUAAAGACCCGUUAGUUGUAUAAAUGUACGACAACAGUUAAAUUAUUGUGAGCAAACACCGUGACUCGGUAAUUUGGAAUUUGUUUCAUAUUGUGAAAAAAAGUUGAGCUUUAACGUUAGGUAAUUUUGUUAAAUGGUGACGUCUAAAGAAACCUGCCAAAGCACAUUGGAGGCUCAACAGAACAAGCUACUAGAUAAUAAUUCAUUGACGACUAAAUUACCACCUGCUUCGUUAUGGUUUUCAAAACGAUUACUGGUUGCUGUGUUUAUGUUCACGUGCUGCGUGAAUAUGACUUUUUUGAGACACAAUAUAAGCAUAGCUGUGGUCGAUAUGACGUCGACUCGAAACGAAACUGGGAACUCGACAAUAUCCAGGGCUCCAGAAUUCAACUGGAGUUCAAAAACCAUCGGUUUCGUUCUUAGCAUUUUCUAUUAUGGUGGAUUAUUGUCAUUCACUGGAGGAUACAUUGUGACUAAAUUUGGAGGAGCGACUAGUUGCACGUUAUCAAUGAUGUUGUCCGGAAUAACGACUAUAUUCCAGCCUGUUAUUUUAUACUAUAAUUUUCCUGCAUUUCUGAUCUGUCGUAUCCUUACUGGAUUUUUCGACAGUUUCGCAAAAGUGAGUAUGUUGGAGGUAUGCUCAAAAUGGAUACCAAAAAACGAAAGAUCUAAACUGAUGUCUUUCAUUAUCAGCGGAUUCAAUGUGGGUACAACAAUGGUACACGGUGUCUGCGCCGUUUUGGCUUAUAGUUACGGAUGGCCGAUGAUAUUUUAUGCAACAGGUUCAAUUUCGUUGGUCUUAUCCAUACUGAUCUUCAUUUUGGUUAAAAAUCAACCCUCGGAUGAUAAAUCCAUCUCGAAAAAGGAGCUCGUGUACAUAAAACAAGGAGUUGUCACCAGUGAGCAAAAAAAAACCGUGCAUCCGUACAGACGAAUUCUGCUUUCACCCGCAAUUUGGGCUUUACUCAUGAACAGAUUCACUCAGUUUUGGGUUACCACUAUUUUAGUCACCUGUCUUCCUUUGUAUAUUAAGGAUUUAACUCAACAGAACAUCAAUAAAGUAGGACUAUUUUCUUCACUACCCAACAUUGCCAGCAUUUUCAUGUUCCCUAUUUGUGGAACGUUUUUGAAUUAUAGCAGAAAAUUCAGCGCUUCCACGACUCGGGUUCACAAAAUAUUAGUAGGUUGCGCACUCAUCAGUAUAAGUGUUCUGUUCGGGACAACAGCGAUGAUUUCAAAUUUCACUGUCACGGUAUUUCUAUUCGUACUGGUUCAGAUGUUCCUGUCAAUUGUUAACCUGAUCUCAGAAAUAAUCACUAUUAGCAUAGUACCGGGCAGCAGCAGUGCUAUUGCUGGACUCAAUAUGUUUGUGAUCUCAAUGACCAACAUUGUAGCUCGUCUUGUCACUGGUUUCAUGACUCCUACUCGAAGCAUGGCAGAAUGGAAUAAUUGCUUCAUCUUGUCGAGCGGUAUUGCAUUUCUGAAUGCUGUUGUAUUUUUAAGCUACCUACGGAUCCAGUGAAUCUCAAAGCUAGGCAACAUCACAGCCAGCGCCCAUUCAGCAAUAUGAUUCCGUUCAUUUGGAUGAAAAAAACAGCAAACUUUGACAAAUUUCAACAAAUACUGCAUACAUUUGGUUUUCAGAUCUGUCUUUCAAUACAUUACCUACUCACUUUU
Molecule: messenger RNA, 2343 nt
Organism: Planococcus citri (citrus mealybug)
Lineage: Eukaryota; Metazoa; Arthropoda; Insecta; Hemiptera; Pseudococcidae
Product: sialin-like
Exons: 10
Coding region: 800-2188 (462 amino acids)
Biological process (GO): transmembrane transport; monoatomic anion transport
Cellular component (GO): membrane
Molecular function (GO): transmembrane transporter activity
Source: RefSeq, a predicted model, not a curated record